AUGGAGGGAAAGGAGGAUAAGCAGCAACAGCAUAAAAUAGAAGAUGCUGGUAUAGUGUAUAUAUCUGAAAAACAAGAAGAAAUCAAAUAUGAAAAAAAACCUGGAAAAAGUAUACAACAUUCAAAACCGUGUGUCGGAAGAGGACGUGUAUAUUAUGCUAAAUUCAUUAACACAAAUGCAAGAACAUGCAAUGAACCAGUUCCCUACAUAGAUCCCAAAAAAGGCCCAGAAGAGCAGGGUGACUGGUGGUCACAUGGUAAAGGACUGGAACAUCCCUUCCAACCACCUUAUGACACCAAGAGCACCCAGAGAAGUGAUUUUCAAAAACCAACAUGUCCAUUGGUUUUGCCAGUCAAACACAGCAAGUUGCAAAAGCCUUCUUGUGGAAUAGUUCCGCUUGCCUCUCCUGAUGCAUCAGCAGAACUUCAAAAGAAUUUUAUAGAACGCAUCUCUUUUAUGCAUCAAUAUGAUGCCAGGAAAACUCCCAAUGAGCCCAUCCGGGGAAAGCGACAUGGAGUUUUUGUGCAGACAGAGAUAAAACCAGGAAGUAGGCCAAUAGUUCCUAAGGGAACAGAGGUAUUACUGAAUGCUCCAGGGUCAUGCUGGUCAGAACAGUCCGAAAAAACAGAGAAAGGAAACUCAGCGGAAAGCAAAAUGAUCUCACCCAGUCUCUGCCGACAAAAUUCCCUAGAGCUGUUAGAGACUAAAACUCACUUAUCAGAAACAGACGUCAGAGAGGCAGCCAAGGCUUGCCCCAGAAGUCCUGAGACAAGGGAGAAGACUGCAGACGUCUUUCAAACAGCUGCAGUAAAUGCUCUGCUCACCAGGCACGAUCCUUUAAAUCCACCAAUAAAAAGUCAGGAUAAAUCAGGAUAAAUGACCUUCUUCAGAUAAAAACAGAAUCCUUGGAAUGUAGAGAAAUUUCAGAAUCACCCUACAGGCCCUCGCGUUUGCUUUUUCUGUUAUCAGUAACCUCAAAACAUACAAUUUACACAAAUGGAAAAAUGAAAAAAAGACAAUUAA
Molecule: messenger RNA, 1023 nt
Organism: Diceros bicornis minor
Lineage: Eukaryota; Metazoa; Chordata; Mammalia; Perissodactyla; Rhinocerotidae
Gene: CIMIP6
Product: chromosome 12 C2orf73 homolog
Exons: 5
Coding region: 1-876 (291 amino acids)
Source: RefSeq, a predicted model, not a curated record